Messenger RNA from Leptosia nina, 444 nucleotides. The record is from the annotation of a GenBank genome assembly. Lineage: Eukaryota; Metazoa; Arthropoda; Insecta; Lepidoptera; Pieridae.
AUGUCGCUUCCGCCCCUGCGGCGCCUAAAAAAGUCGAAUAUGACAAAAAUAAGUGUGUUUCCACUAGCUCAUCUGGAUCAGCACAUGAUAUUGACGCUGAAGAGUGGUAAAAAAUUAGUCGUGUCGUCUGAUUCCUUUCACUGUGUCUUAACUAUUAGUAAUACGUUCAAAUGCUUGAUAUGCGAAGCUGAAUUUAAGUGUUACUCUAGCAAAGAAAAACAUAAGACUACAGAAUUGCAUAAAAAGCGCUUAGCUUUAAAACCAAACUUGGAAGAAUUUCCUGAGGACCUAAUACGUCAGCUUGAUGCCGAGACCUGCUAUUGCUCAAUAUGCAAUGUGGUCAUACCGACACAUUCCCUCAUGCGCCACCUUUCAGGGGAAGGACACAGCACAGAGUUAAACAAAGCCAAGAAAAGAUCUUUCAAUUAUAAGCCUUUGCAAUAA